AUGAAUAAAAAACCCUUGAUUCUUGAGAAAGAGCAUAUGCAAACAAAUAUUUCAAAGGCUCUAUCUACCGAUCAAUUUUUACCAAAUUAUGCAAAUGUAGGUUCAUCUAAUCCUAGGAAAGUAAAAAGAGUUCGAGGGAGGAACAAGUGCAAAGAAGUUGCAUCACUUGAAGUUGGACAAAAGCUGAAAUUAACUUUUUACAAUAAUCGAACGGUUGGAACGAACAGCAAUCUGUUUUCGAGGCACUUGGGAAGAAUAGUUCGUGACCGUAAUAUAUGUCCAUUGGGAGUAUCAUCGUGGAAUGACAUUAAGCAAGAAAAGUUGAAUCACAUGUGGGCAGCUGUUGAGGAUAAGUUUGAGAGUGUGGACAUGAAUGAUCAUCGUGAUCAUAUCUUGGAAUGGAUGAAAGAGUUAUGGAACAAAAGGAGAGGACACUUGCAUGCAAACUAUGUGAAGAAUAAACCAAUCCAACAGGCUCUUAAGAAUAUUCCAAAGGGAGUAGACAAGAAAGAAUGGGAGUGGUUAGUAAAAGAACAUUUUACUUCGUAA
Lycium ferocissimum is the source of this 549-nucleotide messenger RNA. RefSeq lists its product as uncharacterized. The record is from RefSeq and is a predicted model, not a curated record. The transcript has 3 exons. Lineage: Eukaryota; Viridiplantae; Streptophyta; Magnoliopsida; Solanales; Solanaceae. The coding region runs from base 1 to 549 and encodes 182 amino acids.